AUGGAGAACAUUACUUCCCCAUCCGUGAUCGUACCUCUGUUCCCUGGUCAAGGAUCUUCAUCCGCCGCCAUAGCAUUGGCUAUUCAGCAGGCCCUCCGUGACAUUCGUUCACCAUCCGGCCAAUUGCUGUUGGCUUCAUGCCACGAGGCUUUUCAUGCAGAGGUCUUGAAGCUGACACUAGAUGAGCUCAACGAAACCCGUAUUUCAAUCGCCGAUUUCCAGGAAGCCACCUCGCUUCUAUCAUCAUCGAGUCUUUACCAGAACAACCCCGUCAUUUCCAGCAUCUCACUCUUCCUCUUCCAAGCUCUGAGAUAUCUCGCACACUUCUCGGGCUCACCAGCGGAACAAAAUGGCCGCAGUACCUUUGCAGAUAAUGCCGAUCACAGUCUUGGAGUGACCGGCUUCUCAUCUGGAAUAAUCACCGCAUGCGUCGUAGGAGCUUCCAACAGUGUGCUUACGUUCAUGGCGCAUGCAGUAGAGGCAUUUCGCCUUGCAUUUUGGAUCGGCGUACGAUCUAUGCAGUAUAGAAACAAAGAGCUUCAAUCUGUUUCAGGCUUUCCUGAUGCAGGACUCCCUUGGACCGUCGUUUGUAUCGGCUUGAGUAAAGCCGAUGUCUUGGGCUCCAUUUCCGAUUUCGAAACCCAGCGUUUCUCGUCCUCAAUUUCUAUUUCCAAAUCUUGCACCAUCCAUCCAACAACCGUAGAUGCUUUAUACCAUGCACAAGUCCUCCACAAUAUCCACGCCCAAGUCAUAGCUGACGUCAAGAAACAUUCGAUUCGCUUCCCUGAGUUCUCCAACCUUAAAUAUCCCGUGUUUUCGACCGUCUCCGGCAAGCCUUUGUUGCCGAGCUCCGAAGGCUCUCUUGUUGACGCAGUCCUCGACAUGAUAAUCGUGUCUCCCGUAGACUGGCUGUCCGUGGUACAGGGGCUUGGAAGUGCGGUCCCGACCGAUGCUCCCCCACAAGUAUUAAACUUCGGCCCUAGCUCUGGUCUUCUCCGAAUGCUGGAGAAAUCACUCUCAACCAAGAAAGUCACUUGUACCGAUGUGGCUGUUUCCAAUUCCAGCAGCCCUGACGGUCCGGCCGGGAACAAUUUCAAACAAGAGCCGGUAGCAAUCGUCGGAAUGGCACUUCGCUUGCCUGGUGGUGCAAGAACUUCGAAUGAGCUUUGGGAACUUCUUGAACGAGGAAUCAAUACCAUUUCUGAGAUUCCAGGAGACCGUUUUGAAGUAGAGCGCUAUACAUCCGCCAAUGCUAAAAGUGGCCGGGGGAUGAAGGCUCAUACUGCAAAUUUUAUAGAUUGUCCUGAUGAGUUCGACUAUAAACAUUUCAAGGUAUCGCCCAGAGAAGCCAGGAGCAUGGAUCCGCAGCAAAGGCUUCUUCUGCACACUGCUCAUGAUGCCCUUGAAAGUGCUGGUUAUGUUCCAGAUGCUACUCCGUCUUUCCAGCGCGACAGUUUUGGUUGUUUUAUCGGCACCGCUACCCAUGAUUACGCAGAUAAUUUACGGGAGAAUAUCGACGUGCAUUACAGCACAGGAACCCUGAAGGCUUUCCUUAGUGGUCGCAUAUCAUACGCAAUGCAGCUUGGAGGCCCUUCCAUGACUAUUGAUACUGCUUGUUCAUCGUCAAUUGUCUGUAUCCACCAAGCCUGUCGUUCACUCACGAAUGGGGACUGCAAUGCUGCAAUUGCAGGUGGAGUCAACGUCAUGUCGAGUCCGGAUAUGUUCAUUGGCCUGGAUCACGGGCAUUUCCUCAGCCCGACCGGCCAGUGCAAAUCUUUUGACGCAUCAGCCGACGGCUACUCUCGAUCAGAAGGAUGUUCUCUCUUUGUCCUCAAACGUCUUUCAGAUGCAGUUGCAGAGAACGACGACAUCCUCGGUGUCAUCCGCGCCAUUGAUCUCAAUCAGAGUGGGGAGGCGCACUCAAUCACCCAUCCGCACGUACCUUCCCAGGUCAAUCUGAUGAACAGGCUCCUGAAGAACUCCGGUAUCGAUGCAUCGCGUAUCAGCGUCGUAGAAGCGCACGGUACUGGCACCCAGGCUGGCGAUUUUGCCGAGCUCCAGAGCAUCCGCGCCGUUCUUUGCCGUGCGCGCGAUAGCGCAAACCCCCUUCAUGUCACUUCGAUCAAAGCUAACAUCGGUCACUUGGAGGCUGCUUCUGGUGCUGCUGGACUCGCCAAAAUUUUGCUCAUGUUCCAACACGAAACAAUUCCUGCUCAAGUCUCCCUCAAGGUAUUGAACCCGCGUAUCACACCCCUAUCUCAGGAUAAUACCGUCAUCGACACGGUUCCCACGCCAUGGGUGCGCGGAUCGUCGCCCCGCAUGGCGCUGCUCAACAACUUUGGAGCAUCAGGUUCAAAUGGAGCUCUCAUAGUGGAGGAUCAUCCAAAACAAACUAAAGCUCCAGCUAGUGGCACAUCUUACGUCUUUGGUAUCUCUGCCAAAACUCGCGAGGUUCUCGAAACUCUCCGCUCUCACUACUUUGAAUGGCUUCACGACGCCAGAAAUCGCUGGAUUCCGAUGAGCGACAUCGCAUACACUGCCACCGCAAGAAGACAGCUGCACCCUUUUAGGAUUUCGGUCGACGUAGGGAACAAGGGACAACUCGUUCAGGCUCUUGCAAGCGCUGAAGUGACUCAUGUUGAGGGAACUUUCGGUCAAAUCGUCUUUGUCUUCUCUGGACAAGGCAGCUAUUACCGUGGAAUGGGGAAGCUCCUCUAUACAAGCUCUCCGGUCUUCCGACGCUGCAUUGACAGAUGCCACCGAUACCUUGUGUCCAAAGGAUUUGCAGACAUCCUUCCAAGUAUCAUUGGAGGGAACACGGAUAGUGGGUCAGAUGAAAUGGAAGAGUUCGAAGCGUCUCAAACUUCUACGAUGGCGUUGGAAGUCGCGUUGGCGAAAUUAUGGAUACAUUGGGGUUUGACGCCUUCUGCAGUCGUUGGGCACAGUCUUGGAGAAUACGCUGCUCUGGUCAUUGCAGAGGUGAUCUCGCUCGAGGCAGCCUUGUUUUUGGUUGCAUCCCGCGCUCGUCUCACAUGGCGUGGCUGCGUGCCGGGUGCAACAGGCAUGUUGGCUAUCAGGCUCGGAGAGCAACAAAUCAAUACCGUCCUGAAAUCCGGGUCAUACUCGGAUCUCUCCGUCGCUUGCGUAAACAGCGAUCGUGCCUGUGUCGUUUCCGGCCCGCUAUCUCAGCUGCAAGCUCUGACAAAGGAGUUGGCGACUACCGGUGGCAAGGCCCGUCUCCUGGACGUUCCGUAUGGAUAUCACAGCAAAGCAAUGGACCCAGUUCUGGAUGAGCUUACUCAACUCGCACGCACUGUACCCUUGUCCUCACCAAAGGUGUCCGUUUGUUCUACCGUUCUCGCCCGAGUCGUUCCCGCAGGAGACACUUCGACCUUCGACGCAACCUAUUUCGCUUCGCAUUUCCGCCAGCCUGUUCUUUUUUCCCCAACUGUUGAUGUCCUGUACAAGGAUCCCUCGCUCUCACAGGUAGAUGCCUGGAUCGAGAUGGGACCCCAAGCGUCAUGCUUGUUGAUGGUACGGGCUUGCGCAUCUGCUCCCAGCGAUGCGGUGCUAUUGCCUUCGUUGAGCAAAAACGACGACGCCACUCUUACGUCCAGCCUGUCCCAGCUCUACAGAACCAGUGCUCCUUUGAACUGGCGUAAUGUCUUUGCGGAGUUGUCUCCAGCUACAUGCGCUGAUCUGCCACCAUACCCGCUCGAGAGGAACAAGAUUUGGGUGCCGUACAAGGAGCCUUUUUUUGAACCUCUUUCGUCACCUCAAACCGUGGCACCAGCACGAAGCGCAGCGCCGACAAAAACCAUAGCACCAGCACCAGCACCUACACGAAGCGCGGCACCAGCACCAGUACGAAGCACAGCACCACAACAAAUCAUCCCGAAAGCUGAUAUGAUAUCUGAAUACACCAUGCUUGGGUGGUGGGUACAGCGCCCAUCGCGCGAGAACGGCAACUCCGCCAGUUUCGACACUCCCAUCGAAGUUCUAGGUCCGUUCAUUGAAGGACACAAGGUUGCAGGGCACUACCUAUGCCCAGCAUCAAUCUACCUUGAACAAGUCAUUUCGGGUGCAGAUCUUUCACGGCGCCAUUUGAACCUCGACUUCGGGAAGAGUUUCCCUGUCCUCCGAGGGGUCACUUUUGCGAAACCACUUGUUUACCAUCCCCAGGUCAAGCGCGUUGUCCGUACGCAUGUCACCAUUCAGCAAGAUGGUACCGGUUCCUUCAAUGUGACAUCCAGGCUGCAAUCUUCUUCGGAUGAAUCUGUUCACGUCCGCGGAGAAAUACGUUUCCAAUCCACCAAGGAUGUCGCUGCCAGUCUCGACAAUGAAUUCAGCCUCAUGCCCAAACUUAGUGUCUCGGAGAUUGGUUCACGGAAGGAGGGUCAAGCAGAAGUCUUCAACACUCGAACCCUAUAUGAAGUCGUCUUCCCUCGUGUCGUUGAAUACUCCUCAAAGUAUCACACGAUCCAGUCCUUGACUGCCAGCGCGAAUGGAAUGGAUGGUAUAGCACAAGUCAAGCUUCCAGAUGCCCCACGACACUCCUUCGCCGCUCAUCCCGUCUUCGCCGACACCCUCCUCCAUUCCGUUGGAUUCUUGGCAAAUACGCAAGGCGACAUCGGCGAUGCUUAUAUCUGCAGCGAGGUCGGGUCAUUCCAGAUGCUCUCCGAGUUCAUCGACCACGCACAAACAUACACUCUUCAUUGUCGCGGGCAGUGGACGUCGUUUGAGAACAUCGUACUCGCUGAGGCUUAUGCUGUCCAAGACCAAGAACCUCGCCGUGUUGUUGCGCUCAUGAAAGGCAUUCAAUUCAAGCGUGUGCGUAUGGGCGGUCUUGCUCUAGCGUUGAAAAGUGCAGCAGACUCUGGCCCUGCGCAGACACGAAACCGAACUGAUUCAACCAGCACGCAAGGGGAUGUGCAGACAAGCAACUCUGGUAAUUCCAGCAGACCAUCUUCGCCGGAAACCUUAGUGUCUGAAGAUGACGUAUCCAUCCGCAUCAAAGAUGUCAUGGCGCAAGUGCUUGGCCUUCCGGCUGGCGACAUACAAGAUCAUUCUGACUUCAAAUCGCUCGGCCUUGACUCUCUCAGUUCAUUAGAAGCUCUGCACGCGCUCAAAACCGAUCUUAAGGUUGACCUUCCUCACGACGCAUUCGAUUCAUAUUCCACAAUCGCAUCCUUGACCGCUUUUAUCGAUAAAUCACCUUCUCCCAAGAGGUCGUUGGAAAAACCCCAGUCGUCGCCAGCUAGAUCCGUUGCGUCGACGGUAACAGUGUCCGGUGAUGACAGACGCACCCGCAUCAGAGAUGUUAUCGCAGGUGUACUCGGCCUUCCGACUUCUGAUAUAGAAGAUGACUCCGACUUCAAAUCGCUCGGCCUCGACUCCCUCAGCUCAUUAGAGGCUCUACACGCGCUCAAAACUGAACUCAAUGUCGACCUUCCUCACGAUGCAUUCGAAUCUCAUUCCACAAUCACAUCCUUGAACGCUUUUUUUGAUAAAUCCUCCCCUGAGAAGUCCAUAGAAAGAACUCCCCAGAAGUCAUCGGAAAGAUCACAUUCUCCGCCAGCUAGAUCCGUGGAGUCGACAGAAACGGUGUCUGAUGGUGACAGAUGCAUGCGCAUGAGAGGUAUCAUCGCAGAGGUGCUCGGUCUUCCAGUUUCCGAUGUAGAAGAGGACUCCGACUUCAAAUCCCUCGGCCUUGACUCCCUCAGUUCAUUAGAGGCACUGCAUGCACUCAAAACCGACCUCAAUAUCGACCUCCCGCACGAUGCAUUCGAGUCCCAUUCCAGCAUCGCUUCCUUGAACGCUUUUCUUGAUAAAUCCUCCUCCCCCAAGAAAGCCUCGGGAAGAUCGUCGACGAGAACAUUACAACCCGCAUCGUUUGAUACUCGCAUGUCACGAAUUCAAUCCAGCAAGGACGAAAACGCUGCCCCGCUACUUCUGAUUCACGAUGGCAGCGGCUUGAUAAAUCAUUAUAGUCGUCUGGCGCCGUUACAUCGGGACGUCUUUGCCCUCUCCAAUCCAUGUCUGAUUACCGGUGGGAAAUGGGAGAGCGUUGAGCAGAUAGCACAGUCUUAUGCCAACGUCGUUCUGGCUGCGAAAACAGAGCAGAUCAUUAUUGGCGGAUGGUCAUUUGGUGGCGUAGUGGCAUUCGAGGCCGCUAAGAGGCUCCUUCAGAAUGGCAUUCGUGUCCGUGGCAUCGUUCUCAUCGACGCUCCUUGUCCUGGCAAACAUGUACCCCUUUCAUCAUCUGUCAUAGACCACGUCACGAAUUCGCACUCUCAAGGCAUUGAUCCAGGAACCGUCAGUCUUAUCGCGGAACAAUUCAAAGAAAGCACACGACUCCUUUCCUUCUACAAACCAUCUCUCGAAGGAAAGCUUGAAAUUCCGAUAGUCCUGCUUCGCUCGUCUGAGGGGUAUGCUCCUCCGGGUUUGAACGUUCCUGACUGGUUGCAACAUCGUGGAAGCGACAAUGCCGUCGUUGGCGAAUGGGAAGCCCUCGCACGGUCUCCUGUAAAGACUUGGUCAAUUCCUGGCGACCAUUUCGCACCUUUCACUCCCGAGAACAUCGAACAAACAUCUCAGCAGCUCAAGGAUGCGUGUCAGUUUGUGGAAAGGCUAUAGAGGACAUCCUGCGCUUUUGAUUCCAUUUGCUUUGCUUGCUUCAUACCAUGUUAGAUUUUUUUUGAUUUCACUCGCCCUGCUUGCUCCAUACCACGUUGCAUUAUUUUGUUUGUGCAUAGAUAGAUUUCUUUUCUUUUCCCGCCUCCUGCUUGCAUCUCAUAAAUUCUAUUAUCAUUGCUCAUGCCCCUGCAUCUCUGUAUCUAUAUGGCCAGUUGACCGUCACGCGACUGCAAUUUCGGUCUUCCGUCUAAUCAAUGCAAUUCAAUUUUAAC
Molecule: messenger RNA, 6908 nt
Organism: Suillus bovinus
Lineage: Eukaryota; Fungi; Basidiomycota; Agaricomycetes; Boletales; Suillaceae
Product: polyketide synthase
Exons: 8
Coding region: 1-6636 (2211 amino acids)
Biological process (GO): secondary metabolite biosynthetic process; fatty acid biosynthetic process
Molecular function (GO): 3-oxoacyl-[acyl-carrier-protein] synthase activity; fatty acid synthase activity; phosphopantetheine binding
Source: RefSeq, a predicted model, not a curated record